AUUCAUAUUAUCCUGUAGUCGUGAUGUAGCGUUCGCGUGUGCUGUCGAUGUGUCCAUAAUAUACGCGUCACUGUACUGCGCGUCGCUUUUUGUUUUUGUUUUUUUAUUACUCGUGCAAUAUAAUAAAUAAUAAUUAUACCUACUUAAAUAUAUUAAUAUAUAAUGUAGGUACUUCAGUAAAUCAUCCAUGUGCUUUAUUCACCUCACCACUGAUUAUAUACACAUUAUAAAAAUGUGUAUAAAAAAUACCCAUAAAAUUCUAUUGAAUUGUGUGUGAAACGAGAAGACUAAUGUUUUAGUGCAAUAUUUAGAUUUAGACAAAUUAUAGCUCCGAUCCUCGAUCGUAGGUUAAGUUUUUAUAAUAAUAUUAUAUGAAAUGUUAAAUAUGCGUAGUAUAAUCUAUUAUGCCUAUAUUGCACUAUGAGUAAUAAUUAAUUCAUAAUAAAUUAACAAUCAUAAUGUUUUAUUAAUUCCGUCGAUCUGCGUAUGUGAUGUACUUUUUUUUCUUACAAUAAAGCCGCGGGAUAAUUGAUUAUUUGAUUUAAAAUUUAAAUUAUUAGUAACUAAACGAUGUGUAGUACAUUUUUAUGAGAAAUGUUUGAUUAAAUUGUGAAAAACAAAAUAUGAUUGAUCCCGGAAACACAUUUCUCAACACGUUUUAUAUUACUUCCUGUCUAACCGUCGCAUGUGUAAUAGCUCAAGAAUGGUUAAACGUAACAUCUAACUAUACAGCGUUAAUGGGUGACCUUAAUAUCGACUUACUGGAGCCAGGUAUUGCUGUGCAGCUAUAUGAAGCUAAAAAUGACAAUUACACUUUAAUGGGUACAAUACCUGUCGACGGGAAUCAGCAGAAUAUUACCAUACAUUGUGGCGUUAUCACCAAAGGUGGACACUAUAUAAUUCAAUUAAUUUCUAAUGACACCACUGAAGAUGAUGAAAUAUUUAAAGACAGACAAACGGUUGAACUCGACGUCCGAUGGCCCGGGGUUAGUUUAUCAUUCGAACCAAAACGGAUUACUACAUACCCAGACUCGUGGCAACAAGUCGUAAUCAUAAUGAAAUUCGAAGGGCCUCAAUGUGAACCUGCCGUUGGGUCUGCUGUGCCUAUGCUGUGGCUCGAUUUAAUAUACUGUGGUCUAUCUGCCAAUGCGUGCAAGAACGUCUCCAGAGAGUCGUCCCGUGGUUCUAUGGAACAUUUGAUCGUUCAUUCUGAACAAAUUCGUGGUUACCCGAGAUUUAGGAAAAUUUUUUUAAAAUGCGAUGUUUUUGGUAUAGCUGGUUUUUACACGGCGGUAUUGAGGCCGCCCAAACGCCAAGCAUUCUUCACUCACGUCAUGGACGGGCAGUUAGAGGUUAUUCCGAGCAAUAAAUUUACCUUGAACGUACACGGGAAAUCGAUAUUCCCUUGUGAUAACUAUGGUGGUGGUGUUCCUGUGAUGUUUCAGUACCCGUCGUGUAUCUUGCCAACUUCAGACAAAAUCAGAUUGUUCGGUCGACAACGCGAAGAUGUGUCUACACUGUUACCGCCAACCAAAUUGCAUUACGUAUCCGAGCAUCGAAUAGUUAAAGGACGCCAUAGCGUGUACUUCGAUUGCGAUUUAUUCUCGGAAAAAUAUAUUGAAUAUUGUUUCGUCUAUGUUAAUCAAGCUAUAAACAGAGCAUAUACAAACAUCAAGACUAACUGUGUACCGACAUUACCAAUCACUGAUGACGAUUCCGGACAAUGGAGUAAAUGGAGUGAAUGGUCGCCGUGUUCAACCACGUGUUAUGGAGGAACUAGGAAUAGAUACAGAACUUGUGACUCGCCUCCGCCGAAAUAUGGCGCCAAAUUUUGUCAGGGUUCAUCGUUACAAACUGAACCGUGUGGUGAAAAACAAAUGUCUGGCAAUGAAUGUGGUAAAAUUGAACAACAAAUUCAAAAAUACAAUAACACUUCAACUACCGGUUUUUUACCUGCACAUGUUAGUGAUGAACUGGGUGCUGAAUGUCGAUGUGGAUGCGUUAUUCACAUGUCCAAAGCUACUCGAACAUUAUCUGCCACGACGAAGGGAUGUCCUGGACGAUCGUUUUGGUUAAUAAAAGCUGAAGAAAAAACUACAAUACAGUUUGAUUUCAUUCGACUGUUUUUAUCAUGCCCAAACCAAUGGAUUAAACUUCGCGAUGGCGAUUCAACAGCUUCUAAUCUUUUAGCACAUUUAGAAGGCACUCCAGAUUCUAUAAAUCCAAUUAUGUCAACUGGAUCCUACCUACUAGUGGAAUUCUUUUCAAGUAUAACUGUACUAACAAAUGGUGAUUGCUUCGGAGGAUUUUUUGCUCAAAUAAAUCGCAUUGGAGCCAAUAACUGGUCUUUACCAAAUUCAAGCCAUGUAGAAUUCAAUAACAACCUUAUUUAUUUAAUAUCAGAUAUCGAUUCGUUUUUAGCUACAAUUUCAGCAAUUUUAUUAUUUUUGCUGGUUACUUGUAUGUGUUUUUCCUUGCAAUUUGCUGAACGAAAACACAAAUACCAUAAAGCUAUUAAUACAAUGGACAAACAUUCUAAUAUGGGUUCAACUUGCAGUAUGUUAAACGAUAAUGAAUAUAUGGCAUCAACUACUACUUUACAAUCGCAUGUACCACCAAUUCUAGAAAUUUUAGAUACUGAUAAAAGCCAAUACGAUGUGGUUGAAGAAGAAACAAUUUCUGUGAUAGGAAGUGAAAAUGUACAAGAAGAUAAGACCACAUAUUCACCAAAAAUAGAUCAAUGUACACCUUUUGUAUCUCAAACGUCGUUGUCUUCAAGGAAAAUUAUUACUCAGUCGACAUCCACUUUGAACGGUCGACCAAAAAGCCAUAAACAAAAUCCGUUGACUAGUAGCACAGAUUCGAGCAUCCACGGACACGAUGUAUCGGAUUUAGAAAUGGAUUACUAUGACUAUAACGUCCAAAACACAAACAGUGUACCUGGAUCGUAUAUAGGAAUGGACCCGGCUUAUUGUUUAUGGAUACCUCCUUUAUCAGACCAAAGUCCCGGGGAUCACCAUGAAAAUAUGGAAAUGUCCAUUUUGGAUAUAAAAAAUGACAAGUGCAAAAAGAAUUGCGAAAUUAGCAGCAAGUACAAUAAUAGGUUGUCUGCUGAUAGUGAAUCCACGCUAGUUAGCGAAGAUUGUGUUUCAUUAAAAACGCUAAAAUCAUCACCAAAAGCGUAUUUUACUAAAAAUAAACAAAAGGCUGAGUAUAUAAAUGAUUCGAGUAUCAAGUUUGUUGAUGAAGAUGACGGAGUUGAUACAAAAGACGUUUAUGUAGAUAAUAAAGCAGCUUAUACACAUUAAAUUUCGUUUAUAAAAACCUUUGAAGUUGAAUUAUACACAACUAUAUGUAUAUUGUACUUAAAUUAAGUUAUUUAAUAAUUGAAUUUUGAAAAUAUAUCUUUCACUAUAUAUUGUAAUAUUGAUUUUAGAAGAACUACCUAGUUGUUUUAUGUAGUAAUAAUACUUUUUUUUUUACAAUGAAUAGAGCAAUACAUUAUUGUAUUAGUGUUAAAAAUGUUUAAAUGUAUACAGUAUUAUUGUAAAGUUGAAAAGGAGCAAAUAUUUU
Messenger RNA from Melanaphis sacchari, 3573 nucleotides. RefSeq lists its product as uncharacterized. Lineage: Eukaryota; Metazoa; Arthropoda; Insecta; Hemiptera; Aphididae. The transcript is spliced from 14 exons. Gene Ontology annotation, cellular component: cell periphery. The coding region runs from base 624 to 3308 and encodes 894 amino acids. The record is from RefSeq and is a predicted model, not a curated record.